This is a messenger RNA of Paramormyrops kingsleyae, 2376 nucleotides long. RefSeq names its product cyclin L1a (gene ccnl1a). Lineage: Eukaryota; Metazoa; Chordata; Actinopteri; Osteoglossiformes; Mormyridae. Gene Ontology annotation, biological process: regulation of transcription by RNA polymerase II. The record is from RefSeq and is a predicted model, not a curated record. Gene Ontology annotation, molecular function: cyclin-dependent protein serine/threonine kinase regulator activity.
AUUCCAGUCAGAUGUAGGCAUUAUUCAGUUUAAUCAGUCUUGGGCGGCAGCACUGUCCCGUUAAAAGAAAGGCACGGAAUAAUCAUCUUCACUCCGUCUGUAUCUCUAGCGUGCUGAUGCGGCUUUAAACAGGGAAAAUCGCGGCGCUCUAGUUUGUUUAUUACUCAAUCUGUCUGAGGGAGGGUCGCGGAUGUGCACAAUCUCUGGGCGGCGGCGGCGGUGUUCCGGCGUGCCUGCGUCACGGGCGCACAGUCACCUCGCGCUGCGUUUUCUCAACGGUCGUCGCGUUGUGCUCCAGGCUGAGGCGAAGAUGGCCGCCGGUUCCUUUUCUGCAGUCGCUAAUACCUCCACUAACAAUGAAGGCAUCCUUAUCGGCGACAAGCUGUACUCCGAGGUCUCCCUCACGAUCGACAACUCGCUCAUACCGGAGGAGCGGCUUUCGCCGACACCAUCUAUGCUGGACGGCCUCGACCUCCAGACCGAAACGGAUCUCCGUAUCUUGGGGUGCGAGCUAAUCCAGUCUGCCGGUAUUCUUCUUCGGCUGCCUCAGGUGGCCAUGGCUACGGGGCAGGUGCUCUUCCACCGUUUCUUCUACUCCAAGUCUUUUGUCAAACACAGCUUCGAGAUCGUGGCAAUGGCUUGCGUGAACCUGGCCUCUAAGAUCGAGGAAGCGCCGCGCCGGAUACGAGACGUGAUCAACGUUUUCCACCACUUACGGCAGCUCAGGGCCAAGAGGAGUGCAAGUCCACUGAUCCUGGAUCAGAACUACAUUAACACCAAAAAUCAAGUCAUUAAAGCAGAGCGGCGAAUUCUGAAGGAGCUGGGCUUCUGUGUUCACGUCAAGCAUCCGCACAAGAUCAUUGUAAUGUACCUACAAGUCCUUGAAUGUGAGAAGAACCAAACACUCGUUCAGACCGCCUGGAAUUACAUGAACGACAGCCUUCGGACAAAUGUGUUUGUGAGGUUUCAAGUGGAGACCAUCGCCUGUGCCUGCAUUUACCUCGCUGCCCGUGCUCUACAAAUGCCUCUCCCCACUAAGCCACUCUGGUUUCUACUCUUUGGAGCCACUGAGGAAGAGAUCAGGGACAUUUGUAUCACCACUCUGAAACUCUACACUAGGAAAAAGCCUAACUACGAGUUGUUGGAGAAAGAGGUAGAAAAGCGAAAGAUGGCCCUGCAGGAGGCCAAGCUGAAGGCUAAGGGACUGAACCCAGACGGCACCCCCGCCCUGUCCACCCUGGGUGGCUUCUCUCCGGGGUCCAAGCCAUGUUCUCCGAGAGAAGCAAAGGGGGAUGAGAAGUCUCCAAAUCCACAGGUGCUGAAACCAGUGAAAAAAGAACCAGAAGACAGACCACAGAGCUCUAAGAGUCCUCACAACGGUCUCAGGAAGGAAAACAAGUUGAACCGCAACAGCAGGAGUGAGAGUCGGUCACGCUCCAGGUCUCGGUCACGCUCCCGUUCACCUCGCAGGCACUACAACACACGGCGAAGUCGCUCGGGGACCUACAGCUCACGCAGCCGGUCACACAGCCGAAGCCCAUCACCUCGGCGUCACCAGAACCACACCUCGCCACCCCAGCUGCUUUUGCCGCACCUAAAGCCCAAGCACCGGGCUGACGAGCUCAAACUGCAAGGUCGGCACGGACACAAGAGGAAGAAGUCGCGUUCACGGUCUGCUAGCAAGUCCCGUGAACGGGAGCGGGAGCGCGAACGUGACAGGGUCACCUCCGAGCCCACUUCCAAGAAGCACAAACACGAACGCAGUAGUGGCGGCCACCAUAGGGACCGGCGGGAACGGUCCCACUCGUAUGAUCGUGCACACAAGAGCAAGCACCACAGCAGUGGUCACUCGGGCCACAGUCGACACCGGCGCUGAAACCUGUCCUGUGGUCUGGCUGGAAGGGGAAGGGCAAUGUGGGGCCUUCAUCCCCUCUCUGCUCCGUGAUUGGCUUGUUCUGUUGCUAUCAUCUGCGGACCUUUAGGUGUAAAGUUAUGAACUUGAAACUACAUAUUUACAGUGUAAAGAUGGCUUAUUGCCAACAUAUUACAAUGAAUGCUUUGAUUUAUAAAAGCAACCGGUAAUAGCCGGGAAUGGGGGGGUAAAACAAUUCAGGAAAGACAUCAAGAUUUUGCACAGUUUAAAGUGAAUACCUGGACUGUUCGUUUUGCUUUUCCAGGCAUACGUAUGUAUACAGGAGUUUGCUGUACAGAUGCGAGAAAACGGGGUUCUCUUGACAUAGACCUUAUUUUUUUACAGCUGACUGCAGACACUUGAUUUCUGACCUCUUUUGUUAGAAUCGUGGUGAAUUUGUUACACUGGUUUUUAGUCUGCACGUGUUCAUGUCUGAUUUUUACUCAAUAAAAAAGUGAUUCUGA